This is a messenger RNA of Oncorhynchus gorbuscha (pink salmon), 1592 nucleotides long. RefSeq names its product SET domain bifurcated histone lysine methyltransferase 1a (gene setdb1a). Lineage: Eukaryota; Metazoa; Chordata; Actinopteri; Salmoniformes; Salmonidae. Gene Ontology annotation, cellular component: nucleus. Gene Ontology annotation, biological process: negative regulation of gene expression; heterochromatin organization. Gene Ontology annotation, molecular function: histone H3K9 methyltransferase activity; DNA binding. The record is from RefSeq and is a predicted model, not a curated record.
CGCUGAUGCCCUUUGGGUGUCUUUUUUUUGAUGUUCACGGACAAUUCAUUUUUUCCGGUUUGGAACAGCCUUGAUUUGGACCAUACAUAGACGUCUCUAAAUGACGUCUUUUCAACUUUCAUUCAGAACCCGAAAAUGAUUUCAAAGUCUGGAAAAAUAAGUCUUUUAAGUUGUCUUUUUAGCGUCAUUUUUUUUUUUUGGUCUCGCUGAGGCCGGCAGAACGGCAAGGACCUGCCCUGUGUUUGUUUGUGUGUGAUUUAGCUAUUGUGGGUGUGGUUGGAUGAUGAUAUAUGGAAACAUAAUUCUAAAUAUGAUUCAUCAUUGCCUUAGUAAAGCUCUGUUGCGCUUCCCCUUGUGUUUCAGGUUCCUGAUCUUUUUUGAUGACGGCACACCUUCCUAUGUAGGCUUGCCGGAUCUUCACAUUGUUUUUGCAGACCAUUGCCGGAGGUUGUGGGAGGACAUAGAGGAUGAGGCCAGCAGGGAGUUCAUCAAGGAUUACAUCAAGGUGUACCCCCAACCCGCCCAUGGCCCGGUACAGGCCAGCCCAUCAACGUGGGGUUUGAGGGGGGUCCGGAGGAGGGUCGAGGUAGAGCAGAUCGACUGCAGCUUGUUGUGCAUCGUCUACAAGGAUGACGAACAUAAGGAAUGGUUGUACCGAGGCUCUUUGCGCCUGGAGCAUAAGGCCAACAUGAAGAAACGUGUUGAUGAGUCAAAGGAUAAACCAACAGUGACACGGCCCAACGCUGUGUGUUCUGUGGAUAAACAUGAACACGUCUACAGCCUUGUCUGUCUGACUGGAAUGGGCAUCGAAGUCAGCCGUCUGUUCCCUUACAUGGGGGGACCAGUUUCGACUGCUAAUACUAUCCGCACGGCCGCUGCCAGCAAACCUCACGUCACCGCCUCAGCACCCUUAGGGAGGCCCUAUGGCCAGAACCGUUCAACCGACGAGUCGUCUGUUAUCACAGCUAAAGGUUCAGUCACCUUCACCCUCCACCGUUGCUGCCCAGCCUGCCUGGAAUGCAUCCGGUCAAAGGUUGAGGCCAAGCACCGUGGACUCAACCCGCUGCUCAUCCCCCUGCUCUGCGAGUUCCACCAAAUGAAGGGCCGCCGCCGGGUCAAUAACAAGACGUAUUUCCACAUCUUCUACCAGUCGCCGUGUGGCCUCAGCCUGAGCAACAUGACUGCGGUGCUGGACUACCUUCAACAGACCCGCUGUGACUUCCUCUUCCUGGACAUAUUCUGUCUGGACCCCUUUGUGUCUGUGACCACAACCCACUAACCCCGGCCAUACAAGAUCAACAUCCUAGACCUGAUGCUUGGCAGGGAGAACCAGCCGCUGUCCUGCAUCAACGUACUCUGCAACAUCCGGCUAAUCUCAGUCAUCUACAACAAGCAGCGCGUGGCGGCCAGCGGGGUCUCCCUCAACACCAGCUCAGACUUUCUGGUCGUCAUGCUCCUGUCACCAGCUGACUAUCCAGGCCACAGCCGUGUCACCGGGUGGCCCUGAGGACGUCAACGUUGGCAACGAACACAAGAGGCAUGGAGAAACGGCUCUCCACAGGUAUAUAUAUAUAUGAGUGUAACGCACUGUG